AAUAUUAUGGGAAUGCAUAUUAAUUUAACUUGUAAUAAUAAGUAAUUGAGUCCAUAAAGCUGUCAAGUAGUGGUCGGGUGACCGCGGAGAUUGGCUUUAAGAGUAAGAUCCACCCACCUGUUCUUCGCUCAGACGUCGUUCAUUUCGUGUCAGGAGCUCCGAUACCUUCUGAUCGUCAGCCUUCCUUCACCGUAGGUUCCGCAUGGCUGCUCAUCUCAUCGUUCUUUUCCUCUUCAGUGUGCUAAAAGGAGUUCACAGCAUAACUACAGUCAGUAAAGUAUCAGUGAAAGCUGGAAAAUCUAUCUCCAUCCCAUGUCUCUAUCACUACCAAUACAGAGACCAUGUGAAGAACUUGUGUGAAGGAUAUUUUUGGAAGUUCUGCAGAUAUGCAGUGAAAACAAAUGAAGCAGACCCUUCAGGAAAAUAUUUAAUCUCUGAUGACAAAAAACAGCGAACUUUCACUGUGACUAUAAACCAUCUGACAAAUCAAAACACUCAUUACUGGUGUGGAAUGGAGAUGAAUUCAUCAGAUACUGGAGUGUAUUUUCAGCUGUUAGUUACCAAUGGUACUCCAAGUCUCUAUGUUGAUCAUCAGAGGAUUACAGGAUAUAUUGGAGAAAACAUAACCAUCAGAUGUCACCACAGUAGCUCUGGAGAAAUGAAGUGGUGCAGGCUGGGCAGGAACUGUGUGACAGGAUCAUCUGGAUCUAUAGAUGGAACAACACUGACCGCUCAUAUGAGCGAACCAAAUGUUUUCACAGUGACCAUGAGUGGACUAAAGUCAGAGAACACUGGCUGGUAUUGGUGUGCUAAAGGUGACAUUCAGAUACCAGUAUAUUUAAAUGUUACUGAGAAAUUUAACACUACCACUACCCUUACAACUAUUAGUAUUACUUCUCAUGCUGUUGCUGGAAAUGGAAAAUUGACUACAAUGGAGCAAUGGAAUAAUUUUACAAUUGUAGAAAAUAAACAACACAGAGCUUCAUUUCCCCCAAAGAUCCUCAUCAUCCCUCUGAGUGUUUUGAUCGUGAUCGUAAUUGUGGUGCUGUUCAUCUGGUUUAUACUCAGACACAAAAAGAGCAAAGCAGAAUCAUCAGCCACAGCAAUGGUUGGAGAGGAAGUAACAUACUCUGAAGUUAGAACCAAGAAAAAAUGUUCACCCAAGGCUGUAACCGAAGUAACAUACUCUGAAGUCAGACCCAUGAAAAAACGUUCACCCAAGGCUGAAGGAAAAGAAACAGAAGUUACAUACAGCACAUUAGCUAAUCUCUACUGAAAUGCUUUGACAUUCAAACUUUUUUGCAAUCUUAACUUUCUCUGUACCUAUGUUACUGGAGUCCUUGUGAGAUAAAUGGUGUAAUGUGUUAUCUUAUCUGUUAUCUUAUUAUUAAAGAUAUGUUUAGUUCUUGUUGUUGCUAUUAUUAGUGAGGGUUUGAGUUUUCGUGUAUUUUAACAUUCCUCUAUGUUAAGUUCAUCUUGUUAUGUUAAAGCUCUUAAGUUGCUCAGUGUUUAGUCCUUUGUCUAUUAGAUCCUUUUGUGUCAUCACCCCUUGUGUUUUAGUCUCCCUUGUUGGUUCAUGUUGUCAAGUUGGUAUCAUGUCUGCAUCCCACCAUGUUUCCUGUUUAUUUUGAAAAUCUUGCUUCCCUGUUCUGUGUGCUCAGUUUACACUUCCCCUGUGGUGUUAUUAUGGUUUGUUCUGUCUGCUGUUUCCUCAUGUGUUUCCACUUCCCUUAAUCUCCCCUAUGUGUAUUUUAGUCUGUGUGUGUUCUUUCAGUCUUCAUCAGAUUGUCUGUGUUACCACCCAUCUCGGCUUGUCAAGGUUUUUUCAUGAUUUUUUGUUCUGUGCACGUUUCUAGUUCAUGUUUUUUGAUGUCAUAGUUCCUCUCAUGCCCCAGUGCAAAAUCAUGUUCAUAGUUGUUCAUAGUCUGUCCUAGUGUUCCCAGUUUCGGAUUCAGUUUAGUUUUCACUAUGUUGCCGUGUUUUGUUUCUUGUAAUCAGCCGUAAUAAAGGCUUGUUUUUUCUUUAACACUCAAGUCAAGUUCUUUGUCCCUUUGUGUCUGCUCUUGAGCCCGUUAAACUAACACAAGAAUCAUAGACCUGUCCGUUCGCUCUAAGCAUCAACAUCAACCUUUGUAUUUGUUGUACUUUGUUUAUAUAGCUUCUAAAUGAUGUAGAUGCUUGGUUCUAACCUACAACAAA
Molecule: messenger RNA, 2199 nt
Organism: Oreochromis niloticus (Nile tilapia)
Lineage: Eukaryota; Metazoa; Chordata; Actinopteri; Cichliformes; Cichlidae
Product: polymeric immunoglobulin receptor
Exons: 10
Coding region: 203-1276 (357 amino acids)
Cellular component (GO): plasma membrane
Molecular function (GO): transmembrane signaling receptor activity
Source: RefSeq, a predicted model, not a curated record